GGCUGGAUAAGGGAAGGGCUUUGGGUGGUUAUAUAAUCCAGUGGUAUGUACAUGUGUAGCAUAAGGGAAGUGGGUCAGAGUAAAACAGUUUGAGUGAAAGGAACUGAACUGCAAACUUGCAGCUUUUUAUUUUAUAAUGGAAGAACCUGAUUUUUCUUCGAUGAUGUCGGCCAGCCGACCUGAACUGAUUGAAUUCGAAGGUAUCUGUAUGAGUCAUUACUUUACUGAUGAUUGGGAAAAUGUUCAGAACUUCCAGGCAAGACCAGACGACAUCCUCAUUUCUACUUACCCCAAAGCAGGCACCACUUGGGUUUCUUACAUCUUAGACUUACUAUAUUUUGGCAAUACGGCACCAGAGCGUCAGACAUCAAUACCUAUCUUCAUGCGAGUGCCUUUCAUUGAGGCGGUUCUUCCAACGAUACCUACAGGGGUUCAACUAGCAGAUAAUCUACCCACCACACCACGACUCAUCAAAACUCAUUUACCUGUUCAGCUGGUGCCCAAGUCCUUCUGGGAACAGAACUGCAAGGUUGUCUAUGUAGCACGUAAUGCCAAAGACAAUCUUGUGUCUUAUUUCCACUUUGACCGCAUGAAUCAAAUCCAACCCUAUCCAGGAGACUGGAACAAUUAUAUACAAAAGUUCAUGGAUGGAAAAACUGCGUUUGGCCCUUGGUAUGAUCAUGUGUGUGGCUACUGGGAGAAGAAGCAAACCUACUCUAAUCUUCACUACAUGUUCUUUGAGGAUAUGGUAGAGAAUACUGAUCGUGAAGUGGAGCGGCUGUGCACUUUCCUCGGUUUAUCUAAACCAACAGAAGAGAGAGAGAAUAUUACCCAAAAUGUCCAUUUUGAUGCCAUGAAGCAAAACCAGAUGACCAACUACUCCACACUCCCAGUCAUGAAUUUUUCGAUCUCACCAUUCAUGCGCAAAGGUAAAGUCGGUGACUGGAAGAAUCACUUCACAGUGGCCCAGAAUGAGCAGUUUGAUGAACACUACAAAGAAAAGAUGAAGAACACAACUUUAAAAUUUCGAACACAGAUUUAGGACGUCAUGAGAAUCUUAGAAUUUUUUUUUUACAUGUACAAAUUUUUAUUACAGUCAAGUUAAGCAUCAACAUCUGAAAGGGAAUACUAUGAACAAAUCAAAUAUGUUAUCAACUUAUGUUAUGUUUAUAACAGAAUUUUUUGAAAUGGCUAAACUUUUAUCACAUAAAAGGAAGGUGCAGAUAUAUAACAGCAUCUUCCUAGAUACAUUUCAGCUGUAUAAUGAUUGAAUUUUGAAUAUGCUGCUGCAUUUUACACAUCGCCUGGAUUGAUUUAUUGGCAAAUCUUAAAAAAAAUAAAAAUAAAAAAUGUACUCUA
Molecule: messenger RNA, 1359 nt
Organism: Tachysurus vachellii
Lineage: Eukaryota; Metazoa; Chordata; Actinopteri; Siluriformes; Bagridae
Product: cytosolic sulfotransferase 3-like
Exons: 8
Coding region: 137-1042 (301 amino acids)
Biological process (GO): sulfation
Cellular component (GO): cytoplasm
Molecular function (GO): sulfotransferase activity
Source: RefSeq, a predicted model, not a curated record